AUGGAGAAUAACUCUCUUUCAAAGGACGAUAGCCUUUCUCAUGAGAACCCCCCCGCGAAGGUAACUGCAGCCGACGACUCAAGCGGUGUUGUUUUACAAGUCGAGCGAAAUGACUAUGGCGAAGUAGUGCCCCCAAAACGAAGGAGAGCGCAAGCUAUGGACGGCUUCGAUGACUGCUAUUCAGACAUUGUCGACUACAUUGUUCGAUGCACUCACAAGAUAUGGGACGAGCGUGAUAUCGGUCUAAUCUACACACACUACACGCACAACUGCACCCUGUACGGCACAAUGGGAACCAUCUAUGACCGGGAAACAAUUGUUCGGGAUACCAUCCAGCGACUUGUGUCCUUUCCCGAUCGUCGUGGCAUGGCUACCCAGGUUCUCUGGAGCGGCAACGACAAGGAUGGAUUUUACACCUCGCAUCUUGUGACUGGCCAUGGCCGACACACACAGCACGGUAAUUACGGCCCUCCCACCGGCAAGACCUUCACAUCGCGGACCAUUGCCGACUGCAUGAUCUACAGGAAUAAGAUUUAUCGCGAAUGGGUCGUCACUGACAACAUGGCCGUCAUCAAGCAACUUGGCCUUGACCCGCACGCAUUGGCACACGAGACGGCCAAGGGUCUAUUCGACAGGAACCUCGAGGCCGUCGACAUGGGCGAGAAUCGUCGCAUGAUCGGGCAGCAGCUCCCCGAGGUCGAGGCGGACACGUCCAUUGCCAGUAGCGGAAUCGAAGCGGACACGCUGUCAUGGCUGCACCAAGUCUGGAACAGGCGCAUGUUUGGCCGGAUCGGCAACGUCUAUGCGAAGAACGCCCAGUACCACGGCCCCAGAAUGGUCGAGCUGUACGGCUCCGAGGCUGUCCUUCACCAGCACCUCGCUCUUCUCGGCUCGAUACCCGACGGCGCGUACACGCCGCAGCACAUCUGCUCCAACCCCCGCGACGAGGGAGGCGUAAAGGUAGCCGUGCGCUGGAUCAUCGAAGGCCACUUCCUCGGGCACGGCAUCUUGCACGAACUUGGCCCGCCAAAGGGCCAGAGGUUGCAAGUCAUGGGCAUGACGCACUAUCACUACAAGCACGGCAAGAUUGUGGAUGAGUGGAACGUCUACGACGAGUUGUCGCUGCUGGUGCAGAUCAAGCUGGCGCAGUUGGUUGAAAACAAGCGAAGAGACUGA
This is a messenger RNA of Cordyceps militaris CM01, 1176 nucleotides long. RefSeq lists its product as uncharacterized. The transcript has a single exon. Gene Ontology annotation, biological process: polyketide metabolic process. The coding region runs from base 1 to 1176 and encodes 391 amino acids. NCBI's taxonomy places the organism in Eukaryota, Fungi, Ascomycota, Sordariomycetes, Hypocreales, Cordycipitaceae. The record is from RefSeq and is a predicted model, not a curated record.